Molecule: messenger RNA, 961 nt
Organism: Leptosomus discolor (cuckoo roller)
Lineage: Eukaryota; Metazoa; Chordata; Aves; Leptosomiformes; Leptosomidae
Source: RefSeq, a predicted model, not a curated record
GCAGGAUGGGGGCUUCCACCAAGUGUUUCUUUAGGGGGUCUCAAAAGCCCUGCAGUUUCAUUCCUGUUUAGCUCGGACCCUGCUUUCUAGAUACAACUGGGAGCUUCAUCAGAAAGAAAGUGAAGAUGCCAGAGCCUCCAAAGAAAACAGUUUCUGCAUUUACCAAGAAGCCGAAGACAACAGAGGUGACAGCUGGAAGCACAGCUGUGUUUGAAGCAGAGACAGAAAAAGCUGGAAUCAAGGUGAAGUGGCAGCGAGCUGGCACAGAAAUUACUGCAAGUGAGAAAUAUGUCAUUAAGGCAGAAGGAAACAAGCAUUCACUGACAAUCAAUAAUGUAGGAAAAGAAGAUGAUGCAACAUACGCUGUAAUAGCUGGAAGUUCCAAGGUCAAAUUUGAACUCAAGGUCAAGGAACCAGAAGAGAGUGAGACAGUCACUCCUGCAGAAGCUGCUCCAGCCCCAUCUGCCUCAGAGUCACCUGCUCCACCAGUAGAAAGCAUCCAAAACACAGAAGUUGCAUCUGCUGGGACUCAACCAGAAGAGCCUCUGGACCCUAUUGGGCUCUUUGUGACACGACCCCAGGAUGGAGAAGUUACUGUUGGUGGAAACAUCACGUUCACUGCUAAAGUGGCAGGUGAGAGCCUGCUGAAGAAACCAUCAGUGAAAUGGUUCAAAGGAAAGUGGAUGGACCUGGGAAGCAAAGUGGGGAAACAUCUCCAGCUACAUGACAAUUACGAUCGAAACAACAAGGUGUACAUUUUUGAAAUGGAAAUUAUAGAAGCAAACCUGACUUUUGCAGGAGGGUACAGAUGUGAAGUGUCUACCAAGGACAAGUUUGAUAGUUCCAAUUUCAACCUGACAGUCAAUGAACCACCAAUAACUGCAGACUUGGAUAUUCGUGCUGCCUUCCGACGCACGAGCCUGGCAGGAGGGGGACGACGGAUGACUUCAGCCUUUCUCAG